Miscanthus lutarioriparius is the source of this 1023-nucleotide messenger RNA. The record is from the annotation of a GenBank genome assembly. NCBI's taxonomy places the organism in Eukaryota, Viridiplantae, Streptophyta, Magnoliopsida, Poales, Poaceae.
AUGAGGCCGUCGCUGCUGAAGUCCACGGCCGAGCUCCUCCGCCGCAGCCGCGGCUACGCGUCCUCGGCCAACCCGGAGCGGAAGGUGGCCAUCCUGGGCGCUGCGGGCGGCAUCGGGCAGCCGCUCUCGCUCCUCAUGAAGCUCAACCCGCUCGUCUCCUCCCUCUCCCUCUACGAUAUCGCCGGGACACCCGGCGUCGCGGCCGACGUCUCCCACAUCAACUCCCCCGCCCUGGUGAAGGGGUUCAUGGGGGACGACCAGCUUGGGGAGGCGCUGGAGGGCUCCGACGUCGUCAUCAUCCCCGCCGGGGUGCCCAGGAAGCCCGGCAUGACCAGGGACGAUCUCUUCAACAUCAACGCCGGCAUCGUUAAGGGGCUCUGCACUGCCAUCGCCAAGCACUGCCCCAACGCUCUUGUCAAUAUGAUAAGCAACCCUGUCAACUCCACUGUCCCGAUUGCGGCGGAGGUUUUCAAGAAGGCUGGUACCUAUGAUGAGAAGAAGCUGUUUGGUGUGACUACCCUUGAUGUUGUUCGCGCUAAAACUUUUUAUGCUGCAAAGGCGGGUGUGCCAGUUACUGAGGUGAAUGUUCCUGUUGUUGGGGGCCAUGCGGGUAUUACUAUUCUGCCACUCUUCUCACAGGCCACUCCUGCAAGCAAUUCAUUGUCCCAAGAAGACAUUGAGGCCCUCACCAAGAGGACACAAGAUGGCGGGACGGAGGUUGUUGAAGCAAAGGCUGGAAAGGGAUCUGCAACAUUGUCCAUGGCAUAUGCUGGUGCUGUUUUUGCGGAUGCAUGUUUGAAGGGUCUGAAUGGAGUUCCGGACAUUGUAGAGUGCUCUUUUGUGCAAUCAACUGUGACAGAGUUGCCGUUCUUUGCCUCCAAGGUACGGCUCGGCAAGAAUGGAGUGGAGGAAGUGCUUGGUCUGGGUGAGCUCAAUGACUUCGAGAAGAAGGGGCUGGAAAACCUCAAGGGCGAGCUCAAGUCUUCCAUUGAGAAGGGUAUCAAGUUCGCCCACGGGAACUAG